AUGGGAGGCACAAGCAGGAAGACACUCAUAGAACCAGACCCCGGGCUCCGGCGACCAAAGGCAACAAGAAACAUCGCCACACUACAAAAAAGAGGACCCAGAACAGGGCUAAAUAGGGCAAACAGGAAAAAACAGCACAAAGCCACCCAACCCCUACAAAGGGACCCAAACUCCCAAAGGACGGAAGGGAGCAGCACCGACCGCAGCAGGGACAAAUUCCGCACCGACCCCAGGACCCGCACAGGGCCCAACUGCACAUGGCCAGCACCUCAACCCAACACCACCAACAAACCACCCCCCACGCCACAGUGGGCCCACAACCCGCCGCUGGCCAGCUACUCACAAGACAACCUUCCCACACAGCUGGUGAAGACACACAACCUGCUAACCACCAGGAACUACAUCUUUGGAUACCACCCCCACGGCAUCAUGGGCUUGGGUGCCUUCUGCAACUUCAGCACUGAGGCCACAGAAGUGAGCAAGAAGUUCCCUGGCAUACGGCCCUACCUGGCCACGCUGGCUGGCAACUUCCGGAUGCCUUUGCUGAGGGAGUACCUGAUGUCAGGAGGCAUCUGCCCUGUCAACCGGGACACCAUAGACUACCUGCUUUCCAAGAACGGGAGUGGCAAUGCCAUCAUCAUUGUCGUUGGAGGUACUGCGGAAUCUCUGAGUUCCCGGCCUGGCAAGAAUGCUGUCACCCUGCGCAACCGCAAAGGCUUCGUGAAGCUGGCCCUGCGCCAUGGAGCUGACCUGGUUCCCACCUACUCCUUUGGUGAGAACGAAGUGUACAAGCAAGUGAUCUUUGAGGAGGGCUCGUGGGGCCUCUGGGUCCAGCAGAAGUUCCAGAAGUACAUCGGCUUUGCCCCCUGCAUCUUCCACGGCCGAGGCUUCUUCUCCUCCAACACCUGGGGGCUGGUGCCCUACUCUAAGCCCAUCACCACUAAACUUUCUUUGCAAGAUGAGAAAACGCCUCUAAAGGCGGAACAAGCGGAGAGGAAACAGAGUUACACUGUGGAACUGACUCAGGGGAAAGUGAUGAUAAACUUUGGUCUGAAGAUGAAGCAGACUUAG
Messenger RNA from Echinops telfairi (small Madagascar hedgehog), 1071 nucleotides. RefSeq names its product diacylglycerol O-acyltransferase 2-like. The record is from RefSeq and is a predicted model, not a curated record. The transcript is spliced from 2 exons. Gene Ontology annotation, molecular function: diacylglycerol O-acyltransferase activity. Gene Ontology annotation, biological process: triglyceride biosynthetic process. Gene Ontology annotation, cellular component: endoplasmic reticulum membrane. Bases 1 to 1071 code for a protein of 356 amino acids. NCBI's taxonomy places the organism in Eukaryota, Metazoa, Chordata, Mammalia, Afrosoricida, Tenrecidae.